AUGCUUCAAAUCCUGUGUGUAGCUGAAAAGCCUUCGGUUGCGCGGCAGUUGGCGGCCAAAUUUCUGCGGCUGAGCUCGAAUGAGUGUAUGCGGCUCGCGGAAAACUUGUACAACCGCGGCAUCAUCAGCUACCCGCGCACGGAAACCGACGCAUUCUCCGGUAUGGUGCUGCCGGUCGCAGGUCUGAAACUGGUGGAGGGCGUUACUACGCCGCCGAAGUCGCUGGACGAAGCAGGACUGCUCGUGUUACUAGACCGGUACGGAAUCGGCACGGACGCGACCAUGCAUGAACACAUCAAAAACGUGAUUCUUCGGAACUAUGUCGAGAAAAAAAGCAACGGCCAACUUGUUCCUACGAAACUGGGUUUCGCGAUCUCCUUGGUGUUUGCGCGCCACUUCCCGGACUUGAUUAGCGUUUCGAUUCGCAGCAAGCUCGAAGCGCAGGUGAAGGCGAUUGCCCACUCUACUUGCCAUGUCAUCGCUUCACUCGGUGAACGCGAGAGCGGACGUGAUUUCGCGCGACGAGGUAGGUCGAUUUGCGCGAGAACGCAGGCGCUGGUGCUCAAUGCGAUGGCUGCCAAUAGUUUGAAGAUUCUAAUUGCGUCGAGCCUCGGGCCGAAGGGCAGGUUCAAGACGUUGGUCUCGGGCGGCGGCGAGCUCGAGAUCACGAAGGACGGAAACUGUAUGCUCAAAAACAUGCAGAUCCAGCACCCAACCGCGGCCAUGCUCGCGCGCGCCGCCGUCGCACAGGACACCGUCACAGGCGACGGGUCGUGUACCGUAAUACUGUUGAUCGGCAGUUUGCUCGAGCAGGCACGUCGUUACUACUUCGAAGGCAUUCACCCGCGACAUCUCUCGGCGGGGCUCGACUUCGCUAAGCAGGCGGUGCUGAAGUACUUGGACGAAUUUGCGGUCGCGCAGAAGCUCAGCUGCGAGUCGCGCGACCUGCUCUUCAACGUUGCAAGGAGCUCGCUGUGCACGAAGGUGAAGCCGACGAUGGCGCAGACGUUGGCCGGUAUCAUCGUGAAGUGCAUUCAUUGCCUGUGCCAGCAGCCAGGCGAGGCGGAAAGCUCCGAGAGCUUGAUUCCGCUGGACUUGUACAUGGUGGAGGUGCUUCCGAUCAAGGUCGGCACCGACCCCGAGGUCGAGUUCUUCCGCGGCAUGGUGAUGGACCACGGCUGUCGCCACCCUGCGAUGCCGACGAGUUUGGAGAACUGUUUUGUGCUGACGUGCAACGUUUCGCUUGAGUAUGAGAAAACAGAAGUGAACUCGAGCUUUGUGUACAGCGACGCGAAGAGCCGCAGCGAACUGGCGCAGGCGGAACGCUCGUUCACGACGAAGAAGGUGCAGCAGAUUAUUGACCUCAAGCGUCGGCUCUGCACGGCCGAGAACGGCAAAAACUUCGUCGUCAUGAACCAGAAGGGCAUUGACCCGGCCGCGCUCGAAAUGCUCGCGAAGGAGCGCAUCAUGGCACUGCGCCGCGUGAAACGCCGCAACAUGGAGCGCAUUACUUACUGCUGUGGCGGCAGUCCGGUGAACUCUGUCGAUGGCUUGCAGGAAAGCGACUUAGGAUUUGCCGAGAGCUGUUGGGAAAUCAGUCUUGGCGAUGAGAAGUACACAUUUUUGAAGGGCCGCAAGAAUCCGCGUAGUUGCUGCAUAGUGAUCAAGGCCGCGGCGACAUACGAAGUCUCGCGCAUUAAGGAAGCUAUUCGCGACGCGUUGCGCGCCUGCAAGAACGCGCUCGACGACCAGAAGUUGGUUCCCGGCGCCGGUGCGUUCGAGUUCGCUGCUGCGACUCACUUGCAGACGCUAGCCGCCGAGCAGCCGCUGGGCAAAAAUGCGUAUGGCGUGCAAAUGCUUGCCGAAAGCUUGCUCGCUGUGCCGAAGGCUCUGGCGCAGAACGCGGGAUUGAACGCGCAAGACAUGCUGCAGCGAAUGAAGGAAAAAGCGCUCGCCAGCCGCGGCGCGACGCCGCGCGAGUUCGUGGGCCUCGACCUCGACUCCGGGCGCGUAAUGGACCCGACGCUCGAGGGCGUGUGGGACGGCUACUCGGUCAAGAAGCAAACUGUCAACCUGGCCGUGCUGUUGGCGCAGCAGCUCGUGCUGAUUGACGAAAUUAUCCGGGCAGGCAAAAACAUGAGCCCUGCGCAGCAGUCUUAG
This is a messenger RNA of Dermatophagoides pteronyssinus (European house dust mite), 2160 nucleotides long. Its product is annotated as T-complex protein 1 subunit zeta-like. NCBI's taxonomy places the organism in Eukaryota, Metazoa, Arthropoda, Arachnida, Sarcoptiformes, Pyroglyphidae. The record is from RefSeq and is a predicted model, not a curated record.